This is a messenger RNA of Pelecanus crispus (Dalmatian pelican), 585 nucleotides long. RefSeq names its product PTTG1 regulator of sister chromatid separation, securin (gene PTTG1). Gene Ontology annotation, biological process: chromosome organization; homologous chromosome segregation. Gene Ontology annotation, cellular component: nucleus; cytoplasm. NCBI's taxonomy places the organism in Eukaryota, Metazoa, Chordata, Aves, Pelecaniformes, Pelecanidae. The record is from RefSeq and is a predicted model, not a curated record.
AUGGCAACGCUAAUCUUUAUUGAUAAGGAGAAUGGUGAAGUUGGUGCUACUAAGAAUCAGCUAAGGCUCCCUUCAGGAUCUUCAAAAGUCUUAUCUGAAAGAACACAAGUUAACACUCCACUUCCUAAAAAAACAAUCAAUACAUCUCCAGCCACAUCUCACUCUGUCAGAAAGGUUCUUGGAAAUGUGAAUAGAACUGAAGAUGUCACAAGCAAGAUGGAAAAGAUAAGACAGAAAAAUCAGCCUUGCACUGCUAACAAAAUUACUGAAAAGACUGCUGGAUUAGAAAGCUGUGAUGCAGUGGCUGAAGAUGACUGGCCAGAAAUAGAAAAUAUGUUUCCUUUUGAUCCUCGAGGCUUUGAGAGUUUUGAUCUUCCUGAAGAGCACAAAGUAAGCAAUAUCAACCUGUGUGGUGUUCCCCUCAUGAUAUUUGAAAGGACAUAUGACAGAUGUGUGAACAUGGUUCCUUCACCUGUGAAGAUUGAAGAGAUUUCAUGGGAGUCCAACUUGCUACAAUCAACUGCUGACUUCCUUGCUACCCUGGAUGAGAUCAUUGACAUGCCACCCCCAAAUUAUGACCUUUAA